AAUAUAUAUUAAUGACAUUUUGUGUAUUGUUCAUAAUUUUAGGGGCCGCUAUGGGUUAACUAAAAAUUCAGACCCCGAUUAAGAUGGAAGAAUUUCCUGACAUCUUGAAUGCGAAUUAUUCCGUUGCAAAUUUCGGUCAUAUUCCUUAUGGGAAGAGAAUGAUUGCUCAACUAUUCGUUCCUCCAGUGGAUCUGGAGAAGGAUAAGGAUCUGAAGUUAUGCGAGCAAGUCACAUUUAGUGUGGGAAUGCAAUAUUAUUAACCUUCUGGUGAUAAAUGGUUGAUUGUCAGGAGAGGAGAUUGCCCAUUUACUCGAAAAGUAGAAUUCGAUGUUUAUUGUAGGCUAUUAAUGCAUAGAACGCGAAGGCAAAGCUAUUGAUAAUUGUGGACAAUAGAGAUGAGAAGGUGGAAUCAAUUAUGAUGGCUGACGACGGAAAUGGAUAUCAAAUUGAUAUUCCAUCUAUCCUAAUCUCAAAAUCAGAUGGAGAGAAAAUACUUGCUUUUUUAUCGAAAUCCAAUUCAAGAUAUUUGAUCGGAAGUGUAGAAUUUAAAUAAAAUCAAACUUCAAAUCUAGUACUUAUACAAUCAUUUAUGAUAGACGAAUGUGCUUUUUGGUUUUAAUAUCGAAAACAAGGACACAUUCAAAUUAAUCAAUGAGUUCAGACCCAUCUACUAAGAAUUGUAGGGUUAUCUCAAUUUCACAAUCUUUUACGAAGUGUUGCGUUGUCUUUCCUGUGAGGCUGGAAAUUGGAAGACUGAAAACCAAGAUUGUCUUGGAGGUGGAAGAUAUUGUUAAUUUGAUCCAAACGGAGUUGCUUUUGGAACUGGAUCAGACGUUCUUAGAGAAUAGUUGCGUUAAUCAUGCAUUUGGAAAUACAAUUCAGAACUUUGGUGGUCCUACAUGGUAUUUCAUAUUGAUAAGAUAAAUAGAAUCACUUCACUAAGAAAUGUACGAAGGAGAAUGAAUAUGAUUCUUGUUUUGAAAAAUUUGUAAAACCUGAAGAGAAAUUAGCAAUUGAGGUUUGCAUUAAAGACUCAUACAUUAAUUCGGUGGAUAAAGAAAAAGGAGAGAAUAUCAUUUUGGAAGAACACUUCAGAUUGAGAUAUCAAUCUGGUAUCAUCUUCUAUCCUGGUGUGUCAAUUAAUAAUGUUGCAUACAGGGGCAACAUCGAAGCAUCAGAGAUCAAGGAGGCCAUUUGCGCAGCUUUAAUUGACAAGCCUGAGGCAUGCGAGGACGAAUAGAUAUCUUUUGAGCCCAAUCGUUAAAUCGAGAACUCUUACUUUUGGUUGAUUGUAGUGGUAUGCACUUUGAGCGUUCUCUUUAUUUUGUUUAUUGUAUUCAUUUAUAGACGUUAAAUGAAUGAGAGCAUGUAAAAAAACAUCAGAGAACAGGUGAGUUAAUAGGUCAACAAUUACGUAAGGUUUUACGAAAGCAGAAGUGAGAAAUGAUAGAUUGAUAUUAAAUUCUAUUAAAAUUAUUAUGAAUCAUUC
This is a messenger RNA of Paramecium octaurelia, 1489 nucleotides long. The record is from the annotation of a GenBank genome assembly. Lineage: Eukaryota; Ciliophora; Oligohymenophorea; Peniculida; Parameciidae.